Messenger RNA from Teleopsis dalmanni, 1582 nucleotides. RefSeq lists its product as uncharacterized. The record is from RefSeq and is a predicted model, not a curated record. The coding region runs from base 207 to 1259 and encodes 350 amino acids. The transcript is spliced from 2 exons. NCBI's taxonomy places the organism in Eukaryota, Metazoa, Arthropoda, Insecta, Diptera, Diopsidae.
UUGAAUUCAUGUCUAUCAGCAUUGAGUUAACUGUCAAAGGUUAGGUAGCAAAUUUUCUUCAGCAGAUAUUUUCCUGAAAAAUCAGACCGAACUUGUGUUCUGAAUAAAAUUAAUUUUCUGUUAAAUAAGAUACAUUUCACUUUCCAAUCAAUUUUAGUUCUUCUUCACAAUUCUACCUCAUAUUCGUUUAUAAAUCGUCAAACAAAAUGCUUCGACAAAGAGAUAUAGCCGCGAUGACGCUGCUAGACAUAACCUCACGUUUUGUAAACACAAAUCUUGGUCAAAUGCUAUAUGCGACAAAUAACGUAGUGCCUAUUGGGAGACAGAUCAUAGUGAUUAGUGCAGCUACGGAGCCCAACCUGUACGAAGUCAGAUUUUUUGAUAAAUUGUAUGUGGAAGAAAUAAUUUCCAGGACGACGUGUGAUCUGACUUCUAUAUAUCUACUGCAACGUAUGCCGGAGUAUACUGUCAUCGAGAGCAUUUUCGUAAACAACUAUAUCACAGAUCAGGUAGCUCUCAAUUUGGCACUGGCGACUGCUACUAAUAUAGAAACAGCACUUGCUAAUGAUCUGCAAAUUAUUCCAUCUGAUGACGAAACCAUUGAACCGAUUUCACCUACUCAAUCGAAAGACAACGAAAUGAUGGCACGCAAUAUUGAUGAUGAUGCAGAGCAUAGUGCAGAACCACACAUGGAAACAGGCCAAGUUGAUAAUACGCUACUAGAAGAUGAAUACAACCUAUUAAUGGACGACGCAGUCAAUAUGAACGAUAAUAGGGCUCACGUUGUACUAGAAGAAGAAGCUAGUGGCCAAGUAGAAGAUGUUCAAGAGCAAUUCAAAUUAAUCACAGUUGAUGCAGAUUCGUUUAUAAAACUGGAGCAUGCAAGACGAGCAUUUGAACUAUGGAAAGAACUGAUAGCUAACGGACACACACUAUCUGAACUUGAUGACACUGAUAUUUCCGAUGAUGAAACGCUCAUUGUACACUAUGAAAAACUAUUGGCAAAAGGAAACCAAGCAAAUUGCAAUACUAAAGAAAGCAAUUUAAGUUUGGAAGUCGGUACAUCCCAAGAAACCCUAACUCAUAAUGAUGCCGACAUAGCCGAAAUUGUGGAUGGUGUUAAUGAGCAUACAGCUGUAUUAGAUGUAUUAGUAGAUGAAAAGGAGGACGAUGUUGGUCUUACUUAUGACUUUCUUAAUUCUAACGACGAAGAAGACUCUGAUGAUGAAUUGAGUAGAAUUCAGGUUAAAUUUCAUUAGGUUGAGAGCGUUUCAUUAAACAUAUAAAAAGCAAUUGUCAGUUAUGGAUGUGAGAAGAGAGAAAAUAUGAAAAUGCGAAGAGGCGUAAAAAAAAAGAAAAGAAAAUGGACUAAUCAAAAACCGGAGUAAGCAAUCAAGAUUGAUUAAAAGCUAUAGACAAGCUGUGAUAUAUUCUAUUCACAACCUUUUAGAACAAUUUAAACAUUGUACUUGAAGAACAUCACCUACUUUUGACUUAUAUAUUACUUUAAAUAAUAAGAAUUAUAAUUGUAAGGAAUUAACUAUUCCGAGAAUAGCUUGUAUUAAAUUUCAUAAAGUUUUGU